AUGGUAAAAAUACAUUUAUUUCUUAGUUUUUAUAUAUUUAAACGCACCCUUGGGCGAGAUCCAUUUAUUAAUGAAUUGCACAAAUAUCAGCACAAGAAAAAAGGCAGUGGUGAAUAUGUUGAUUCUCGUGCUAAGACCACUCAGGAGAAGUUUGAUAAGAAGGCUAAAGAUGUAUUAUCUCCGUCUGAUGGCUCAUCUCCAACAGGUACAAUGCGUUUACUUGAUCAUUCUACCUCACAAACCAUUUGGAAGGAAAUAGUCGGACGUGGAAAAAGUUACAAAUAUUAUGGUGCUGGAUCCAUGGCCUCCAAUUUGGUACACAAUAGAUGUAUUUAUGAACGAUCGAUUGAUGGAGAAGGCGGCUCUCGUAAUGUGGAGAUGCACCUGAAAUGGUUGCAAUGA
Messenger RNA from Medicago truncatula (barrel medic), 402 nucleotides. RefSeq lists its product as uncharacterized. NCBI's taxonomy places the organism in Eukaryota, Viridiplantae, Streptophyta, Magnoliopsida, Fabales, Fabaceae. The transcript has 3 exons. The record is from RefSeq and is a predicted model, not a curated record. The coding region runs from base 1 to 402 and encodes 133 amino acids.